This is a messenger RNA of Camellia sinensis, 546 nucleotides long. RefSeq lists its product as uncharacterized. Lineage: Eukaryota; Viridiplantae; Streptophyta; Magnoliopsida; Ericales; Theaceae. The record is from RefSeq and is a predicted model, not a curated record.
AUGGUAUUUAAAAUUCCAAUCUAUCGCAUACUUAGUGAGAUCCGUGACGAGGAUUAUGUCCAGUUUCCUGCUACGUUGGGUGAUACGCAAAAGGGCUUCAAUCCGCAGUACCACUGCACUUAUCAUAGGGAGCGAGGACACCGGACAGAGGACUGUUUACCUUUGAAACAACAUUUGGAAGAGUUAGCCGCCACCGGUCACUUAGACCUUUACAUUGAUGGAGGCGUCAAAGCCGCGCAUCCUGCCCCGGCCGAUCCGAAUGGUUUAGAUAACUUAGAGGCGCCCCCUCAAGGAGUGGUCAAUGUGAUCCACGGCAUAGUGGAACUGGCACGUGUGUGCGAGCUCCGAGGAAUGAUCAAAAAGGCAGAACAAAUGAGAGAAGUUUUGUCAGUUCAGCCCGCAGUCAAAAAGGGCAAGACCGAGGAAAAAGACGUGAUUAGUUUCUCAACAAGGGACCUAGAGCACAUUCAAACGCCGCACAACGACGCCCUAGUAGUCACCCUCCGCGUUAGAGAGUUCGAUGUCAAGCGCAUCUUGAUUAACUAG